Neolamprologus brichardi is the source of this 1378-nucleotide messenger RNA. It is a transcript of the gene eif4h, whose product is annotated as eukaryotic translation initiation factor 4h. Lineage: Eukaryota; Metazoa; Chordata; Actinopteri; Cichliformes; Cichlidae. The record is from RefSeq and is a predicted model, not a curated record. Gene Ontology annotation, molecular function: RNA binding.
GGACCUCCUCCUCCAACACACAAGCAGCAGUAAUGGCGGACUACGACAACUACGAUGAACGGGACCGGGCCUACGGCAGCUUCGGCGGCGGCCGAGGGCCCCGUGGCGGCAGCGGUCCCGGAGGCCCCAGGAAGCAGAAGGAGCUGCCGACAGAGCCUCCGUUCACGGCGUACGUGGGAAACCUGCCGUUCAACACGGUGCAGGGAGACAUCGACAUCAUCUUCAAAGAGCUCAACAUCCGCAGCGUCCGAUUGGUCAGAGACAAAGAGACAGACAAGUUCAAAGGUUUUUGUUAUGUUGAAUUUGACGAUUUGGAAUCUCUAAAAGAAGCUUUGACGUACGACGGCGCCUUAUUAGGUGAAAGGUCACUGAGGGUGGACAUCGCAGAGGGACGAAGACAAGAACGAGGAGGGGGCGGCUUUGGCUUCAGGAAAGACGACGGCAGAGGACGAGGAGGCUCUCGAGGCGCUCCCAGAGGAGGAGGAGGACGCGACUCCCGUGAGGACUUCUACGACCAGCCAGGAGGAGGUGCGGUCAGAGAGUUCAGCAGCUCAGGUUUUAGAGAUGAUGACUACAUGGGGGGGCGGAGUCGAGGCGGUGGCAGUCGCCCUAGUGACAGAAGGGGUGGAGGUGCAGGGAUGGGUCGCUACAGAGACGGACCCCCACGCGGAGGAACGACAGACUUCAGGGAACCGUCUGAAGAGGAGCGUGCACAGCGGCCUCGGCUGCAGCUGAAGCCUCGGACCGUCUCUGAGCCGCUCAACCAGGUCGCCAACCCCAACUCUGCCAUCUUUGGCGGAGCGAAGCCGCGAGAGGAGCACUGAGUCAUUUAAAGCCGCCACCACAGAUCCCAACCAGACGGUGGCGCUAGCACGCCGCAUUGCCGACAGAACAGAAGAAACCGAAAGCUUUUUUUUUUUUCUUUUUUCUUUUUUUUUUUUUGUGCUGUUUGGUGGUUUCAGUGUGGGUCAGACGCCAGCGUCCACCGAUAAAUUGUUGUAAAGUUGAUUGUGUACAAUAAAGAUGGGGCUUUGGUCUGGAACCUGUAACUUCUGUGUGUUUCUCUGUGGCCCGACAGGAAACUGGCUGUAAACCCGGCGCAGGUGAAAGCUUUCAGGUGUGGGUCUGCGUCGCUUUGACAUCAUGUGUGUUUUUUUUUGUUUUUCUUGGAGGUAAAAUGCAGAAACGUUUCUGAAUAAACAACUGUUAGAACUUUCCUUUCCUUGAGUUUAUGGCAAUAAAACUGUCUUCAUCUUUGUCCUCAUACCAACCCAAUGUGUUUAAUUUCAGGGUGGGGGAGGCGGGGCAUUGAUUCCUCAUUACAUUUUUAUUUUUCUUCCAAAUGAAAGAAGAAUAAAGAAUAAAGCUCGUUCUGUUC